CACUCAGUAUUUAAAAAAUCCAUCGCUAUAGUAUUAACUAAAAUUUCAAAAAUGCUACUGAAAUGUUUAAUCAGUUUUUCAAUUAUGAUAAAUUUUUCAAUGAGUAAUAAUUUUGUAGAAACUUGUGGUUGUAAAAAAUUCACAUACAAUCCAUAUCAAGAGCGUGUUAAGUAUCUAGCGAAAUUGCCAAAUUUGAAAAAACUAAAUGAUCUCGCUCUUAUUGGUACUCACUCGUCAUUUUCAUAUACAGUUAAUGAAAAAGGAUUACAAACACAAGAGUUAGAUGUCGGACAGCAAUUAAAAUAUGGAGUACGUGUUUUGGACAUCGGUUUUGGUCGAGAAUCGAAUUUAUUUAAAAUUUACGCUGAUGAUGUUUCAACCGGGUUUGGUUUUCUAAGUGCACUAGUGGAAAUUGAUCUUUUUCUUGAAGAAAAUCCAGGAGAAUUUAUAAUUAUGUUCAUACGUCAAGUGUAUGAUUUGUCAGGCUACAAAACCAAAGGUAACUGCAAAGUUAUUGAUCAUUAUAUUACUAAUACAAUGGUUGGACAUCGUUUAGUCAAAAAUUGGCAACUUAAUGACACUAUUGGAAUGUAUCGUGGUAAAAUAUUGUUAGCCAGUUAUGAUGAUUCGUUUGAGGAAUGUUCUUUCUCUAUUUAUAAACAUUGUUUUAGUCAUUCUGACUUACGUUUGGAUCCUGAUAUUGUAAAUGUACUUGGUGUAAUUGAAAAGAUGAACUAUAUCUCUGAAUUUAUCAAAUAUAAACUUUAUGGACUUUCUCAGUGCUAUAUAAUUGAUAUGAGUUUUGCUUAUGAACGCAAUAAAGAUCGGCGGGUUCUCGCAAAAGAUGGUGGAUAUCUAGACGCUAAUGAUCAAUGUGCUCGACCACUUAAUGAAUGGAUUGUACAUUUGUUUAAAAAUCCACAUCGUAGUUUAAUUAUAGUAACAGCUGAUUUUCCUACUCAAGAAUUAAUAGACAAAAUUAAUGACAGUAAUUUUCCUGAUUCAUCAUGGCGACUAGAAUGACACUAACAUUAAUGUAAUAGUAUAUUGUGUCAUGAGGGAUAAAACAAAACGAUUUCAGACUGUCGUAAAAUCUGCAAAAGAGAGCAUUUUUCUUCCACUAACCGAUGAUCAAGCACAUGAAUUUGCACUACUGCGCAUGCGUAAUAGUGAUUUAAUUGUAGAAAAAUGGUGGUCGGAAAGACCAUUCUCUGAUGGCUUUGAUCUAAAUAAUAACUAUUCAGAUCAGUGUUUUGCAGACUCAACUACAUAUAUAUUAUUUCUAUUUUAAUGUCAAGCUCAUAAAAAAAAUAGUUUUCUGAUCGAUUUUAAGAGCUUGGCAUUAAAAUAAAAAUAACUAGAAAACAAUGCGGAAUUCGAAAAAACUUUAUUUGAAUAACUUCUAGGGGAUAAAAUUGUUUACAAAAAAGCUCCCAUGAUGUUUUGUAAUACGUCUGAUAGUUUUGCCAGAAAAGUAACAAAAUCUCAAAAUUUAAUAUGAAUUCGACUUCAACCUCAAAUAACCUUUGAACAAAUAGAUUUAUCAAAAAAUGAUAAGAAACUUUUUUUGUACAGCAUUCAAUUACCUACAAAAAUGUGCCUGACAAUCAUUCCUAUGACGCAUCGUUAGCUACUUAUAAAAAUCAGAAGACGAAAAAAAAAUUUUUUCCAUGUUAUUCUUAUGGAAAAUAGAAAAGUGCAAUAUGGAACCUCUUAAUGUUAAUAUUAAGAGCUCUAAUUUUCACAGGCGUCUUUUUUUAUCUAAAUGAAACUUUUGAACCUGUUUGCGAAAAAAAAAAAAUUAUUAUUUAUUUUAUUUCAUACUUAUUAUUUUAUACUUUUUAGAAAUAUUGACUGUUUUCAUUUCAACUAAUAUAUAUGGACUUCCAUUGUUAUUGUUAACAAUAUAUCAACAUCAAAAUAUUGUUUCAAGUGAAAAUUAAAAAAAACUAAAAAUUUUUUACAAUCUUUUAUGUUUAAAUUAUUGAGAGUUGGAAGGAUAGAAACAAUAAAAAAAUGUUAAUAUUCAUUUUGGAUUGAGUUUUUAUUCUCUGUACUCUUAAAUUAUUUUAAAACAUCUGUGUACACUAAAAGAAACGAUCACUUAUUGUGAUCUUGCAAUUGCGGGCAUGCUUAAUUUUAAGCACGCAAGUUAUGCCAGAUUGCGUUCCAGGCUCUGUUCCAGGCAACGUUGUCUUCUGGGGUCCAGUUGUUUACGUUGUUACGCAUAACGUCGAGGAAGACACUCUGGGUCAACUGAAAGAUUAUUUUAUAUUUAAUAAUUAAUUUUAUGUAAAAAAAUGAUGAAAUCUAAUGUAAUUAUUAAAUAUAAUUAUUAUAAACUUACAGCCAUA
This is a messenger RNA of Microplitis demolitor, 2354 nucleotides long. RefSeq lists its product as uncharacterized. Bases 52 to 1023 code for a protein of 323 amino acids. The transcript is spliced from 2 exons. Gene Ontology annotation, biological process: lipid metabolic process. Gene Ontology annotation, molecular function: phosphoric diester hydrolase activity. NCBI's taxonomy places the organism in Eukaryota, Metazoa, Arthropoda, Insecta, Hymenoptera, Braconidae. The record is from RefSeq and is a predicted model, not a curated record.